AUGGCGUUGGCUAAGGGAAAAGAGAUCGUUUCAUCAAACCCGACUGUGGUCUUCGGGUACUCUUUCCUCUUUCCUUCUCUGGGUGAUGGAAGUGAUAUCCAGUCCGCAGGACAGAAGACUGUCCCCAAUGUGUUCAUUGGUGGAAAUCACAUUGGAGGCUGCGAUGCAACUAUGGCAAAGCACCAGGAGGGGAAGCUUGUGCCCUUGCUUACUGAAGCUGGUUCUCUUGCUGAACCUGCUACUGCUUGA
Molecule: messenger RNA, 249 nt
Organism: Telopea speciosissima
Lineage: Eukaryota; Viridiplantae; Streptophyta; Magnoliopsida; Proteales; Proteaceae
Product: glutaredoxin-like
Exons: 3
Coding region: 1-249 (82 amino acids)
Biological process (GO): cellular response to oxidative stress
Cellular component (GO): cytoplasm
Molecular function (GO): glutathione disulfide oxidoreductase activity
Source: RefSeq, a predicted model, not a curated record